AUGCUCUCUGGCACAAGGCUUAUUUUGACGGAUCUUGCGCCCAACACUCACGCACGUUCAUCGGGCCAUUUGGAAAAUAAUUACGGCCAUGAUGAUGAAAAAAAUCAAAGUUUGUACACAAAAUUACAAAUCAAGAUGAGAAAUUUCAAGAUCAGAAAUUUACCAUUUGCAAUGAAAUCGGAAAUGAUCAGAGGCUUUUUUCUUGAUCCUAAAGAACAAGAGCAUGGAAUAACUCCCUGUGAUAUUGGAGACGUUGUUAUAUCAUACAAUUUGAAUUGUAUUUUAGUGAGCCGAUGCAAUAGUGCCAGAAUUGUUGUUUUUGAUUUGGCAACCAAAGAAUUUCAAUGUUUUCUAAACGCUCCACGCUCGUCGCCUAGAUACAUGUGUAUCGAGGAAGACAAUCAAGGGCAUGAUACAUUGAUAAUAUUUGCCUGUGAUCAAUGCGUUUUCAAAUAUGAUUUACAGCGUUGUCUGGAGAAUGUCAACAAGGUGGAAUGGCGAAAAAUUUGGGAAAGCGAUCAUUGUGGAUGGCCUCAAGGAAUUGCAAUUCCUCGGUCUAAAAAAUCUUCAGUAUAUGUUUGUGAUAUUCUGAGCGAUCAGGUGGUUGAGCUGAACGCUUCUAAUGGACAACUCUUGUCAAAGUUUCGUGUCGAUCGAGCAUUUUCCAUUACGUUUGCGUAUCCAAGCUGUAGAGAUCAAAACAAAGAAUACAUGGUCGUCACAACUGUAGAGAACAAUAGUUCCGUUCAAAUAUUUACUCAAUGUAAAGAUGAUCAAGGACAUUGUUCGUGGCAAAGUGUAAAGCGCAUUGGUAACAUUGGUAGUGACCUUGGUUCGUUCAAGAAUCCAUGUGGAGUCGUUUGUGAUAAUAAGCAUAUUAUUGUAUCGGAUUGUGACAAUGUAAGAAUUCAAGUGUUCUCAUUAGACAAUUUUGAAUUUAUUGAUUCGUAUGAAGUUGUUGACAAGGGAUAUCCAUAUGGAGUUUGUUUGGAUGGUUCAAGCGGAGAACUUUUCGUGUGUGGAGCUGAGAGUGCCUUUGAUGGAUAA
Molecule: messenger RNA, 1047 nt
Organism: Naegleria lovaniensis
Lineage: Eukaryota; Heterolobosea; Eutetramitea; Acrasida; Naegleriidae
Exons: 1
Coding region: 1-1047 (348 amino acids)
Molecular function (GO): protein binding
Source: RefSeq, a predicted model, not a curated record